AAAAAAUAAAAAAAGUAAACAUUUGCAUAUAUUGGAAGUAUCGACUUUGGCACUUGGCCAUCCUCAGUAGGGUCUGCGCGGAAGUCCGGAGCUCUGUGAGAAGUGAGAUCAGUAGACGAAACAGUCGAGUUGAGGUUGCUGAAGAAUUUGUUGAUCAGUUUAUGUUGUUCCUUUGUUGAAGAGACUCAGAUAACUCAAUUGGCUGAAAUCUCCACCUCCAAAUCGCCCGACAUAUAUUCUUCACCAUUGAAAUCAAACAAGCUGACAGGGACUGAAGAGGAAUCAAGAUUACAGAGAGUAGAGUACGCAUCUGUAGACAUAUAGAGUAAUACAAUACUGCAUGGAUAAAGAAGCUCAGAGACAUUGAGAGUGAAAGAGAUAUGGCAACCCUAGUGUACCAGAUGAUAUCCUCUGCAGCACUGGUUUCACUGGGACUGUACCACAUGGUCGCUACCACACGCAACCACCUGAGAACACCGCAGUCCUAUUUCGCCAGACCCUACCACCCUUUCCCUCUGUCCUCCUCAUCCUCACCUUCAUUAAACAACCACCGUCUAAGGUUCCUCCAGCUCUACCUUGUCAUGGCAUUCCUCACCAUCACUAUAGUCCACCAGAUAGUUGUUUCCUUAGAUGCCGAUCCACUCCUCAAGGGUCGCUCGCCAGUCCACUUCUUCACCUCCCUUCAGUCAGCUGCCUCCCUCUUCCUCUUUCUACUCCUCACACUAGUUCUCCUCCUCUCAGAGUGGAUCCCAUCUUUGCUGCCCCUCCCCAACGAUCUGAUCUUCGGCCUCACUGCGGCCCUCUUCUACUUGCAGUCAUUUGUCUCUUGGGGCGCCGCCACUGUCCAGACAUCCGAUCUUCAGGCCAAAUGUGACUCUGUCUCGGGAAGGAUCUCUGCCCUAGCUUCCAUUCUCUGCCUUGUCUUGGCUUGCCAGCCAAGACUAUUCGUGGCAGAUGUAGGUUUGGGUGCCUCCAUGUCUCUACAGGGCCUUUGGACCUUGCAGACGGGCCUCUCCCUGUAUGUGGAAGCCUUCAUUCCGGAGGGCUGUCACAAGCUUCUUGAUGUGGUAAGUGGGGUCGAGGGUUCAACCAAGUGUGACCUGGAGGAGUCCAAGUUAAGGGCUGUGGCAAUUCUGGAUCUGGUGUUCUUGGUGCACGUAACAUUUGUGCUGCUUAUUAUGAUGGUCACCUAUGCCAUGACUGCCAAGUCGGUUGGUAUUCGAGCAUUAGGUUCUUAUGAGGCCUUGCCCACUGACAACAACCACAUUCAGAUGAAAGCCUUGAGUGGCACCCAAGCUUAGGCUAUUAGAAGAAGCAAGAAAAAAAGGAAGUUUGAGUUUAAUUAGAUACACUCAUGCAGAGCGCCUAAGACAUUGAUUUUGUACCUUUAAUCAUCUAGAGUUUUGUGUGUUAUUUAUCACUGGGGUCAUUGAUAUCCAUGUUGAAGAUUUUGAUAACUGGUUCACUCUACAAGGUGCACCCCUUCUCUGUUUAACUGUUCGUAGCCAGGCAGCUGCAUUCUGCUUAAAAAUCUCUUUCUGUUCUACUGGUUA
This is a messenger RNA of Argentina anserina (silverweed cinquefoil), 1553 nucleotides long. RefSeq lists its product as uncharacterized. The transcript is spliced from 3 exons. NCBI's taxonomy places the organism in Eukaryota, Viridiplantae, Streptophyta, Magnoliopsida, Rosales, Rosaceae. The coding region runs from base 381 to 1301 and encodes 306 amino acids. The record is from RefSeq and is a predicted model, not a curated record.